Sugiyamaella lignohabitans is the source of this 3309-nucleotide messenger RNA. Its product is annotated as Tif4631p. Gene Ontology annotation, cellular component: eukaryotic translation initiation factor 4F complex. Bases 1 to 3309 code for a protein of 1102 amino acids. Gene Ontology annotation, molecular function: protein binding; mRNA binding; translation initiation factor activity. Lineage: Eukaryota; Fungi; Ascomycota; Dipodascomycetes; Dipodascales; Trichomonascaceae. The transcript has a single exon. The record is from RefSeq and is a predicted model, not a curated record.
AUGUCGUCUGGUUAUCGAGGCGGAAGAGGCCAGUCGGGUUCUGGUGCCCCUGCCGGUGGUGAGGGCGCGAGUCCUGUAGCUGGUCAGGGUCAGCAACCCCUUCCACAACAGCAACAACAGCAACAACAGCAACAACAGCAACAACAACAACAACAACAACAUACACACCAUGGACAUCACCAACAUCAGCAGCAGCACCAUUAUCAACAGUACGUGGCAUCUCCUCAGGCAGUUGCUGCUGCUGCUGCUGGCCACAGUUUUUCUCCGUACGAUAUGUAUCAGCCCGCGGCAUACGGUUUCUACACUGGUCCGCUACAGGGAAGUCAGGUCGCUUACUAUGCUGCUACAGGGUCCCCUGGUCAUUUGCCAGCUGUUUUAGACACUUCUCGUGGAGCUGGCGGUGUGCCAAUUCCUGGCAGUCCUGGUCUUGUUCAUGGAUCUCCUAUUCCUACCAGAACUCAGCCGGUUAAAGGUGCUUCUAUCAAGUUGAUAGAUCCUUAUACUCAUGAACCUAUUGAUUUGAGUGCUCAUAAACCUGUUACGGUGUCGAGUCCUUCUCCCGCUGCUCAUAGCAGUUUAUCCAGUGGAAGUGCCUCGCCAAGACCUGUUAGUGCAUCUCCUAAACCAGCUGCUUCGUCGAUUGGAAUCGCUGGUUCUCCAACUACUGCCAGAUCGACAAGUCCUGUCAAGAUUCAGAACCAGCUCAAAGAACAGAUUCGUCAGAAACUGUUAGAAGAAAAAAUGAAGAAAGAAGCUGCCGAGGCUGAAAAGAAAGCCGAGCUUGAUCGUGUAGAGAAGGAAAAACGCGAGGCAGAGGAACUGGCUAAACGUGAAGCCGACGAAAAAGCUCGUAAAGAAGCAGAGGCUAAAGAAGCUGCUGAAAAGGAGGCUGCUGAAAAGGUCGCUGCUGAAAAAGCUGCUGCUGAAAAGGCUGCUUCUGAAAAGGCUGCUGCUGAAAAGGCUAUUGCUGAUAAGAAAAAGGCCGAUGAAGAUGCUUCUGCUGCUGCCACUGCUGCUUCUGCUACUACAGCUACUGAUUCUUCUUCUGGUGCUACUGCUGCUGCUGCUACUGGUGAGACCACAGAAUCAGUGGCUGCUGGUCGUGCUGCUACUGGUGCCGAUUCAUUGAAUGGUCGUGUUUCGAAUCGCAUUCCUGGUCAGCUUCCUAGUGGACCAGCUGCUGGAGUUCCUCCAACUGCUGGAGCCGGACCUGGUCCUGCUGGCGCUCCUGCUGCUGCUGCUGCUCCUGCUCCUACUUUUACAGCCAACCCCGCGGCUACUGCUCAACUUGCUAAAGCUACUCGUCCUAGUAGCGAGGAAGUCAGCAGCUUCACAUAUCCUAAUGGCAUUACCCCUCCUAGUACCCGUUCCGUUAAUGCAUUCAUAUACGACAUUGACUUCUUGCUACAGUUCCAAUCGGUAGUCAACUUCCCUCCUCGUGAUAACUGGGAGGCUAUUAAGAACAUUAUGAACCUUGAAAAUGUUGGCGGUGGUGCUGGUGGUAAGUCGUUUUCCAAGGGCUCGUUUGCUAGAAGUGGUUCUAUGCGUAAUAUGAGCGUUGGAGGCCACAGCCAGCAAGCUAUGGGCUCAUUUGGCUCGGGUGGUAAUUUCCGUAACAUGGGUGAUAGAAAUGUUUCUGGAUCUUUUGGUGGUAACAUGGGAGGUGGUCACAAGGGACUCAGUAGAAUGUCUUCUUCGACCAAUCUCGGCGCUUCAAUGGGUUCUAAGAGUGGUAGACAAGGUUCAUCCAAGAGAAGAGGUGGUGGUGACAGACAAGGAUCGAACCGUGGUGGAGACCAUGGCGGUGCUCAUGGCAGUCAUAACGGUCCUAAUGAUGGAUCUGCCCCAGCAGCACCAGCUGCUCCUGCUGAGAAGCUUGUCAGAUCAGCCAAUGCUUGGGUACCAAAAGUACGAACUGCUAAGCCAGCUGACGAAAAUGCAUUAUUAUCGCCCGAAGAGGUGCAAAGAAAGGUCAACUCUCUUCUUAAUAAGAUGACUCUUGAGAACUUUGACCGUAUCUCUCAGCAAAUCAUGGAAAUUACUGAUCAAUCCAAGAAGGAGAAGGACGGUCGUACUUUAAGACAGGUAAUUGAAUUGACAUUUGCCAAGGCUGUAGAUGAACCUCACUGGUCGAAAAUGUAUGCACAAUUCUGUCGUCAAAUGACAUCUAAGGUUGACAAGGACAUUGAAGACGAGAAUGUCAAGGAUGCUAAGAACAAUCCAGUUAAGGGAGGAGCUCUUUUCAGAAAGUAUUUGCUUACCAGAUGUCAAGAAGAGUUUGAACGUGGUUGGACUGACAAGUUGCCAACCAACCCUGACGGUUCAGCUAUUGACCCCGAGGUCAUGUCCGAUGAGUAUUAUGUCAUGGUGACUGCCAAGAGAAGAGGUCUUGGUUUGAUUCGUUUCAUUGGUGAAUUGUACAUGUUGGAGCUGUUGUCGGAGAAGAUCAUUCAUGCUUGUAUCACCAAACUGUGUAGUCAAGACGACCCUAGUGAGGAUGUUAUUGAAUCACUUUGUCAAUUGAUGACCACUGUGGGAGGUACUUUAGAAGCCACUACUACUCUUAAGACGCAUUUCGAGUACUACUUUGAACGAAUGGACUUUUUCCGCAAGAAGGAGGGUUUGCCCAGUCGUCUGAAGUUCAUGAUUAUGGACGUUCUCGAUCUGAGAAAGGCGAAAUGGCAGAACAAGCGACUUGACAAGGGUCCCAAGACCCUUUCCGAGAUCCACGAUGAGGCUGCUCGUAAGCAACAAGCUGAAGAAGCUGCUAGACAAGUUCGUAACAACCGUUCUGGUCGUGGUUUAGGAGGUUCAUACAGAGGAGAUGCUCGUGGCGAUGCUCGAUCCGACUCGUUGAGAUCCAGUAAUAUGAUGGCCGGAGAUCUGAGUAAAAUCGGCAUGAUCCGAAGCCAGAGCGGUCACCAGACCCUUGGCCCUUCGUCUAUGUUAAACAGAGAUGUCGGUGGUAGUGGAAGUAGCCGAAAAUCUACCUCGUCAGCUGGUCUUUCGUUGUCUAAAGAAGGAUCUAGAACCCCCAGUCAGAACACCCGGGCCAAUAUCUUUGAGCACCUGAAUUCUGACGAGGAGUCUGGCAAGGAUGAUAAGAAGAGUGACGAAGAGGACACUAAAGACACUUCAGCUUCUGCUGCUGCUGCAUCUGUUUCCAGCGAGUCAGUUACGAAAUCUGCUGAAAGUUCGCCAGAAAAGCCCGUUGCUGCCAGUGCCACUAGCAGUGAGCCAUCUGAGACCGAGCCAACCGCAGAAACUGCUGCUGUUGCAACGUCUGAAGCUGCUGAAACCCAAGACUAA